Messenger RNA from Exaiptasia diaphana, 2756 nucleotides. Its product is annotated as follicle-stimulating hormone receptor. Gene Ontology annotation, biological process: G protein-coupled receptor signaling pathway. The transcript is spliced from 2 exons. The record is from RefSeq and is a predicted model, not a curated record. Gene Ontology annotation, molecular function: protein binding; G protein-coupled receptor activity. Gene Ontology annotation, cellular component: membrane. The annotation marks the transcript as partial. NCBI's taxonomy places the organism in Eukaryota, Metazoa, Cnidaria, Anthozoa, Actiniaria, Aiptasiidae.
CAAAUGAAUUAUUUAUUGUCAACAGUGACCUGUCGAAUGGUAAUAUUACUCAUAUUCCUGAAGGAUCUUUCAGUGGAUUUACUAAUCUAAUAACGCUGAAUUUAAGUGGAAACCAUUUAACUUCGUGGGACACCAUCAGCCUUCAAGAAGAGGCACCGUCCUUGCAAUAUCUUGAUGUAAAAGACAACGAUGGUUGGACACCAGACGCCAUCUUGCUUGGCAGCGUCAAAACCCUUAAGGAGGUCAAAGGUGUUAGAUGGAGUGAAGACUGUAGUGAUUGUACCCUUAAAAAAGUCAAAAACGAAACWCUCCUCGCUGACUUCAAGGAGGAAGAAAAGUCCGAGUGGGUGGAAGGCUACGCAUGUCGGGCCAAGAUAACAAAGUACAGCGCGAAAAUCCAGCUGUUUGCAAAGUUCAACUUUAUUGCGGAUUGCUUCAAAGAAGACUCCAAGUGUUACAACAAUGACGUCAUAGUUAAAUCGUCAGCGCCUUGCCGUGACAUCAACAUACGGGUACUAGCCUUGGAGUACCUAUUUGGACCAAUCGCAAUCUUUUUGAAUCUAGUGGUUGUCUUGACAACAGCGUUUUCAGAGCGCCUGCGCAGGAACAUUGCGAUGGUCCUGGUGUCGAAUCUUGCUUUUGGAGAUCUGUUAAACGGCGUGUAUUCGGUGAUCAUCGCUGUUGUCCAUCACGUGUUCAACUACGAAGAAACACGUGCGUUUGCUGACUCUARGUGUGAUUUCAUUGGUCCAAUGUGGAUGAUUGGGCAAGCCAUUGCGGUCAGCUGUUCUCUAGUGUUAACAUAUGAAAGAUAUCGUUCCGUCGUCAACUCGGUGAAAGUUAAAUCUAGGAUGAAAAUGAAGACUGCACGUAUUGCUAUUAUGAUGUGCUGGUUUUGGUCGAUUCUAGUGGCUGCACUUCCUAUCUUAGGAGUUGGAAUGUAUUCAAUAGGAACAUUCUGUGUACCUAUUUACCCCGUUAAAUCCAUCCCACAUCAAUUCUGGUACAGUAUUGUAGUGACUUUAUCCGCUUGUCUAAUGUACUUAGCUACCCUACCCCUCUACGUAAGGUUAUACCUCUAUGUGAAGAAAUCAAGCAAUCGUAUUGGAAGUACAACAGAUGUAGCRUUGGCGAAGCGKAUUUUCGUCCUCGUUAUUAGCAACAUGUUUUUCUUCUUGCUACCGAUCGCCAUAUCACUAGCUUGGUCCAUAUUAAGUCGUAAGCAGGCAAUGUCACGAGUCGUAGCCGAGGUCUUAACUUCAUCAUUUUGCGCAAUCUGUUUAACRGUGAACAGCUGUCUCAAYCCGAUCCUAUAUGCUUUAAGRAAUAAAACAUUUAUCAAAGAAUUAAAGAAAAUGCUGUCCAAGAAAGCCUGCUGUGGAGGCAUAUGCGGUGGGGGCGAUAAUGGCUACAGUAUUGAUAAAACAAGCAGAAGUGGUUCGUCUAUUCGCGCCAGUAAUUACCACGUUCAAAAGACUUCAGUUUAAAUCGAUUGCAUCUUCUUGGACACGACUGUAAGCUCAACCGGAGUCAAAGUUUGCUUACGAAAAGUUUCUCUGGUGUUUACAAUCGAGCUAUUUCGUCGACUACAGCGUCUUUGCCAUCGACUGGAGUCAAAGUUUGAAGACAACAAGUUUCACCGCCGAUGUUUAGAAUUAAUUAUAAAGAUUAUAAAGAAGAUUUUAAGAAGCAAUGAUGGGAAUCGUUGUGAAGCCUUUUAAAACUACCUUUGAGUCGAUUGAUUGGCAACAUGCUUUAUCAAGCAUUGUAGUGUGAAUCGGCACAAGGUUUCCAACUUGCCAUCACAAAAGACGGUGCGAUCUAUAUAUCUAUAUAGAGGGUUGAUUGCACGAGAAGAAAAUGGCUGAGUUUCAGUACCAGGCUGCUAUCAUUAUGAAAGACAACUUUUGUCUUCAACGUUCUGAACAUUGGUUUUGAAUCCUUUUUAAUUGCUAAACGGGAUCAGGAAAACGCAAAUCAUCACAUGACCAUGCUAAUUUAAGCAAAUAAAGUCGAAUAUACUGAGAGAGAAAAGUAGUAGAAAUAUGUAAUGUUUAUAGCAUUAAAUGCCCAAAAUAAUCAUCAAAGUAAUAUAUUUCAAUACGUUGACUCGUUAUGUUAUAUUAGUAAUUCAUGACUAUUAUCCAAUCAGGUGGUACAAGAGGAUUAUAAUAGAGUUGAAACGAUARGGUGUGGCCAGGAAUUAAGUUAACAUGUUGUAUAUAGAAAACCAUUAUUAACGUCCAUAACAAAAUGAUUUCGAUUUUUCUAAGUGAUGUUGUUGGAUCUUAAAUAUGAAUAUGUUUGCGUCCGGCCUCCUUUUUACAUUUAUGAUUGAGUUCUCCUUGUGUUAAGGUGUGGCCAAUCAAAAUAACAUGAUUAAGCGACCAUCCUUUCUUAAACGGCCACCUAAACCUCUAAUAUACGGCCACUUUAGAUUGACGUACGAGGAAGGCCACUCAGGUGUAGAUAUAUUUGAAUUUUGCGUAGCUGUAGUAAGUGGUUUCUUCCCCAAUCGCUCAUAUUCAUUGUUGCAACUUCCAUAUCGAUCGGAAAUACGUAGAACGCAUAUAUUAAGAAAAAAAUUACAAUAAAAGUAAUAUAUAAACAAAGCUACUCCACUUGUAAAUAUCUAUACUUGCUAAUAAUUUAAUAUAUAGAAUAUACUAAUAUAAAUCUAAUAUAUUAAUAAACUGUUGUGAAUAAAGGUAAGACGUUUGAUGUUGAUUGUAUGUGUUCCUCCCUAAAUCGAGAAA